Molecule: messenger RNA, 1121 nt
Organism: Dentiscutata erythropus
Lineage: Eukaryota; Fungi; Glomeromycota; Glomeromycetes; Diversisporales; Gigasporaceae
Source: the annotation of a GenBank genome assembly
AUGUCAAGUUUACAACCUUUGUUUAAAGAUAUUAAACUAUACUUCGAAGAAACUCCUUUUGAAGAAUGGUCACAUCUUCAUUUCUUAGAGACCUUCAAGCCCGUUAUCCUUUCAAAUUUAGAAUCAACAAAGAGACAAGAUAAAGGCACGUGGCUCAGAAGAUUUAAAGAAUGUUUGGAAAAAAUUUCUGCUGACGAAGCAUAUAGCAAUCAAGAGAGGAAUUAUGCAACGCAUUUAAGUAAUGAGAAACCAUCAUCAUUUGUAGAUAUUUUUUUUGAUGCAAUUGAAAGGGAAAAACAAAUCUUAUAUGCGAGGCAAGAGGCAGAUAAUAAGACAGACAUAGUUUGCCAAAAUACAAUAAUAGAUGCUCUUCACCUGCUUGAAACAGUAUGUAAAGAACGAACAGAGGCAAUAGCAAAUUCAUUAAAACAAAAGUCAGAUGGUUCUGAUAAAUACAAUAUUGUGAAUAUCACCGAGAUGGAAGUUAAGAUAUGUAUUGAAAGUCAACAGAUUUACCUGCUCACUAAGCAUUUUAUUGAGUUUUCAACGUUGGAUGCUAAAGAGCUAUUUGAUAACAUAGCUCGUGGUAUUAAUAUAACAAUAAGUCUUCCUGACAACAUUAAACAAUAUUUUGAGAAAUUACUUUCAGGUGAUAUUAUAAAUGCGUUAAGCAAGCUGGAUCAAUCACUUGUUGAUAAUUCAACUUUUAAUGAUAGGGCUUAUUAUAUCAAUUAUAAUCAAAAACCAUCUAAUAGUGGAUGUGUUCCUAAGAAUGAUGCAGCUGUAUAUCAGAAUAAUUUAGCAAUCAUUUUAUACAAACAAUCUUAUAGUUCAAAAGAAUACACUUUGUUACACUAUUUAGGAGAUUUUUCUAAGCUUGCAUAUAAUAGCUUGGAUGACUUGAAUUACAAUUUUACACAAUAUAGUAAUUGUAACACUGCUACUACAAAAGCUUUUAAAUCUAGUUUAUUUGAUAUUGCCAAAUUUGGCGCUCUUUUAGAGAACCUUCUUAUUAAUUGGCAAGAUAUAAAAAAAAAAAUGGCAAAGAAAAAUGUUUUAAAUAAUAAUGAUACUAUUAGUAUACAAAAUUGGAUGUGUAUACCAAAAAAUACUUCAAAGAA